CUAAUCUUGGAAUGGUACCACAGAACGCUAGCCAGUUGUUUAUAAAUAAUUAAAUACAGUAGAUUCUGACGGUAACUUGAUUUUUGUGGUUCGGCUUUUGCCAUCUUCGGUAAACCGCUAGUAGAUCAGUCGCUCAGUCGGUUCUUGGUGGUACGACUUCAUUAUGUGGUCGAACAUAACGAAAAGAAUUAUAUUUAUUGGCCGAUUUAAAUCUAUUAAAGGGUUUUCUAGUCGAAAUUUAAGUUUAAGUUUGUGUAGAUACGACAUUAUUUCAAAUGGGAUAUUAAAAAAUUCACAAACUGUAGAAAUACCGAGGCUAAGUAUACCAGAAUUUGUGUUUUCUAGGAGUGAGCAAUUUUCGGAUUUGGUUGAAUAUGAAUGCCCAAUCACAAAAAGAUCCUACACUUAUGGCCAAGUACGCAAGAGGAGUAAGAACAUCAGUAAAAUGUUACGAAAAAAACUUGGCUUGGACAGGAGAGACACCGUUCUAGUCUUGCUCCAGAAUAUUCCAGAAUUUCCUAUAGCCGUUAUGGGCUGUCUUGAAGCGGACUUGAUUGUGUCGACAGCAAACUGUAUGUACACACCAGAGGAGAUUGCCAGACAACUCAGGGACUCACAGGCAAAACUCAUAAUAACCUCAUACGAAUUAUACAGUACUGCCCAAAAAGCUUCAGAAAAAUUGGGCAGGAAACUACCUAUUAUAUGUAUUAAGACUUUGCAAGACCAGUCUUUACCAAGAGACACUAUAGACUUUGAAGAGAUUUCUACUACAGUUCUGGACGUUCCCGAUGUGGAACCACCUAAUCCUGACGAUGUAGCCAUUCUGCCUUACUCCAGUGGUACUACCGGUCUAGCCAAGGGUGUCAGACUGUCACAUUACAACAUAGUUUCUAAUUUAUUACAGGUCUAUACGGUAGCAAACGAUUUGAUUGGAACUGCAUCAGGGAACUACCAAGAAACUACUCCGACAGUGUUGCCGUUCUUUCACAUCUACGGAUUUACAAUAACAACACUCUUGAUGAUGUUGAAGGGUGUCAGAGCAUUAACUCUGCCAAGAUUUCAGCCUGACACUUACAUACAAACUUUUAAAGACUAUAAAAUUAAUUUCGUUUAUGUUGCGCCACCCUUAAUUCUAUUUUUGACAAUGCAUCCAGAAGUGAAGAGCGAAUAUUUGCGACACUUGACGUUCGCAAUAUCAGGUGCGGCGCCGCUGGGUAGUUUGGACGAACAGCGUUUUAUAGAAAAGGCUGGACAAAACGUACUGAUGAUUCAAGCUUAUGGAUUGACCGAGACUUCGCCAGUGGUGGCGUCAAACACGAGAACCAUCAGGACUAAAUUCCUUGAAGAGUCAAAAGGUUCGAUAGGACACGUGCUUCCGAAUACGGAGGUUAAAAUAGUGAAGCCGGGCGAUACUACCGAUACGCCACUGGGUCCGAUGGAAUCUGGGGAACUUUUAGUUAAGGGUCCACAAGUGAUGCAGGGCUAUCAUAAUAAUCCUAAAGCCACAGAAGAGAUUUUUUCAAAUGGUUGGCUUAGAACAGGAGAUUUGGCUCAUUAUAACGAACACGGAUUUUUAUAUAUCACUGACAGAGUGAAAGAACUUAUUAAAGUAAAAGGAUUUCAAGUACCACCGGCAGAACUGGAGGAACUUCUUCGCGACCACCCGUCCAUUGCAGACGCUGCUGUGAUAGGUAUUCCCGACCCUGUGUCGGGUGAAGUACCCAGGGCUUACAUCAAGCUGAAGGAACCCGUGGAACCGGAAGAUAUUGACCGAUUUAUCAACGAUAAAGUUGCCAAGUACAAACGAUUAGAUGGGGGAAUAGAAUUCGUAAAGGAAAUACCGAAAAACGCAGCAGGGAAAAUUCUGAGGAGGGAAUUGAAGCAACGAUACUUGCAAGAGCAAAACGCUUGAUAUUUUUUUAUUAUUUUUACGUGUAUAUUUACUUUUUAUUGUAAUUUUUGAUCGUAUUUUUACAUUGUUAUUAUGUUAGGCGUACGGAUUUUUUAUUUUUAAAUAAGAUUUAUUUUAAAC
Messenger RNA from Sitophilus oryzae (rice weevil), 2032 nucleotides. RefSeq names its product 4-coumarate--CoA ligase-like 7. The record is from RefSeq and is a predicted model, not a curated record. Gene Ontology annotation, cellular component: mitochondrion. Bases 164 to 1912 code for a protein of 582 amino acids. Lineage: Eukaryota; Metazoa; Arthropoda; Insecta; Coleoptera; Curculionidae. The transcript is spliced from 9 exons. Gene Ontology annotation, biological process: fatty-acyl-CoA biosynthetic process; long-chain fatty acid metabolic process. Gene Ontology annotation, molecular function: long-chain fatty acid-CoA ligase activity.